Messenger RNA from Cylicocyclus nassatus, 1662 nucleotides. The record is from the annotation of a GenBank genome assembly. NCBI's taxonomy places the organism in Eukaryota, Metazoa, Nematoda, Chromadorea, Rhabditida, Strongylidae.
AUUUUUACCAGUGCGUCACCUCUGCUUCGCAGAGGUUCGCACUGGCUCUACUAUCCGUGCCUUCUUCGUGAUAGCAUAAUAAUGACUUUGAAACUCACCGCGCGAUGCUGAACAACACGAAUGAAUUGCGAUGUAUAUAACAGCACUUUUGCGGGGAGUAUGCAAGACGAUUGCACGAAAUUCGAGAAUUUCACUGUCUCGAGGAUUAUAUCAACUGCGGCGAAUAUCCGCAUCCCAGGAGAUCCGACAAAGUCGCCGGGCUCAGAAUCUAAACAUUCUGAUAGCUCACGAUCGAAGCGUGAAGAAGAAAGGGAUAAAGCCAAAGUCCGUCGAGCCUACGCUUUGGGAGGAUGUUUAAUGAUUAUGUGGCUUUCUACACAUGCUAUAUUACUGUACCGGCGUAGAAAUGAGCAUAGGCAUCUCAACAAAACGGUGCCUCCGAUGUCUUGGGAGGCAUUUGUGCAAGAUUAUCUUUUGCCCGGAAAGGUGAAAACUAUCGUAUAUCAACCUCAAUAUGAGGUUGGUAAUGUAUAUCUGCAUUCAGCUACAGAGCAGUUGAUGAAGAGGGAGUUGCUGAAUUGGAUACAUGCAGCUCCCGAUAAAUUUUCGCGACCACCUGAUGUUAGGUUUUACUUCAAUGGUGAUGCUGCUGCAGUUGAGCAUGCCAUAAAGAGUUUGCAAAAGCUUACGCACGACACUCCUAAGCCUUUGAAGGAAGUCGAAUUCGAUAUUGACCAAUUUCCAAGCAGCAGAGAACUGGCUUUCAUCAUCACCAGUACGUUGUUUACCCUGGCUGCCUUUAUUUUAGUGAAGUAGGCAAAUUUCUGAAGUUGUUUUCCUUGUUAUUGAAAUUGCACGUGAUCUGAGCUUUAGGUAGUGAUCUUGUUUGAAGUUUCCAUUUUUUUGCAAUAGUUAUUUUCCUCAAUUGUUUUAGAGAUUAUAUAGUGGCUAGCAGCAAGAUCUGCUGCAUUUACAGCCAAGUAACUAGUCGCUGUUUUUAUUUUGUUACUGUAUUGAUUUGGUCUUCUUUCGCAUCUCACAGGAGUUUUUUUAAGUGUUCGGAACAUCAGGGUUAGCGCGAGGUGAAAGAGAUUUGCUUUAUGCUCGGGCAUACCCCACACGAAUCCACCAGAUGUUUAGGAAUUUCACCGCGCGGGGUUUCCGUAUGAGAAAUAUGUUUCAGUAUAUAUCAUUCGGUUACUGAAUCGCACCUCUGCCCUGGGCAAAAUUCCGCGGUUGAUCGCCAAACAUCUGGAAAGUAGGUCUUUCAUAUAGCCUUGCGAGGUGAAUUCCUGGAUCUUUUGAAUUCAUGUGAGGUAUGCCCAUGGUGUGGAGCAAAUCCUUUCACCUCGCUCGCCUAUGGUCGAACAGCUGUGAAAUAGGGAAUGGCGAUGUAUAUACACCAGACACAUUGUUUUCAUCGAAAGGUGAGAAGCGCAUCUAGAAGUUGCUCACGACUCUGUCGGUGGUGGCAUUUGGAUAGAGGUCCACAUGUAUCGCAAUUGCAACCACUGUUGUCUUGACAGCAGAAUAUUACUAUUGAGAGGUUCUUGUCUAUCUUUGACAUUACCUGAAAAUACCAGCAAGUGCCAUUCAGUUUGCAUCAGAAGUUUCAUUCAUCCGUUCGUUAUCUUGUUGGCUCACAUUUCAUCGUUACGAACU